Schistocerca gregaria is the source of this 6304-nucleotide messenger RNA. RefSeq lists its product as uncharacterized. The record is from RefSeq and is a predicted model, not a curated record. Bases 61 to 2685 code for a protein of 874 amino acids. NCBI's taxonomy places the organism in Eukaryota, Metazoa, Arthropoda, Insecta, Orthoptera, Acrididae. The transcript is spliced from 7 exons.
AGGCUGCGCUCGCAGCGAUGCCCACUGCUUGUGUCUGCUCCGAGGUAUCAACAGAAGACAAUGAAUCCAACGACCAUAGUUCCUUCGCUGCUGGCUUUGUUGGUAGCUAACGGGACCUCGGUGCUGGAUUGUCUGUGCAGUCACAUUAUCCACUCAAAACAUCUCGGCAGACGCUGGGGAGGGAGAGGUAGUCCCGGUGGAUAUCACCUAUCGCUCCAGUACUGCAGUCAUCAUAUCCAACUCUACACACUGAGCGGAACGUACGGAACCCUGGAACCGCCGUCUGCCGCGGUCCCAGCUGUGGCCCACCUGGCAGCCGACAUCUCGAACUACGGACCGCCGCCGCCCCCUGCGGGAGGGGUGGAGGGGGAGGGCUGUGCCGGUGCCCUGGCGGCCCUCCACCGGCUCACGUGGAGCGAGGCCAACCAGCUGGGCUCGGAGCUCGGCUGCCGAGUCGCUGCCGACUGUAUCGAAUCCUGCUCUGCACCGAGGUUCAACGACGUGGAAUGGAACGUGACAGCUCUGCAAACGGAUCAUCUGAGGCACCAUGUCCUCUCCCAGUCAGAGCACGCUGUUCAACGCAUCACAAGAGCCAUAAACGCCAGGGGACACUGUGAGAGCUACCAUCGGCCUACUUAUAUGCUGAGGCUCUUGGAAAAAACUGAACUCCAGGUCCAGCGGACGAUCUACCUGGAACAGCUCUCCAACUACUGGCGAGACUUCGCACAGCUGUUCUCAGUCGGUGUGACGCAUCUCUCACGUCUGUUCAUUCCCCUCGCAUUCGAAUACAUGGGUAACCACACAAGUGACCGGAGAGUCCAUGGAUGGAUUAAGGACAUGGAACGUGUGAGAGAUAUGAUGCACAUGAAAUUAAGCAGCUGGGUACACGACGUGCAAUCCGUCAGCGAACAGAUAGCCCACUACGAGAUAGAAGACGACAAGAAUAGGCCUGGGUUCUUAAUAAUUAGGCGGCCGCUGUUGAAUGAUAACCUGCUCUACUACCAGCCAAAGUUCCUUUUCUUUAGAGAAGACUUCAGUGCGCUAUGCGAGGAACGGCAGUCGGAGGCAUCACAAAUGUUCGGCCUCGCUGAUGCACUGUAUGCCUUCUAUUAUACUAGGUGGUAUAUGAUGGAAUCGACCUUCAAGCAACAAUUUGGAGUACCUACCGACGCUGUUGUGGAUGAGGAGUGGCAGCUGGAGGACAGAAGCAACGCCACGCUCUCCGUGGACACUGACUGUAUACAGCUGUUGGUGGAUGCCCUGGACCACCCCACGUGCCCACUGGAAGACUUGCCACUGGAAAAGUACAAGCAGCGAGAGCAGUGCCGAGUGCAACUAUGGGACGACAUGGUGCUGAAGUCGACCCACAUCCCCGUCACCAGCUACCUGGCCUACACGCAGAGAGCGAACGUCAACCUCUGCCUCUUGGCCUGGAUGGCAGUCAACUCGCUCGGCAUUUGUCACGACGUCCCCUUCAGUAUAAUACAGUCUGUGCACGACGCUGCCUGUUACUUCGGUAGACCUGACGACCAAUCGUGUCUGGAAUCAAACGCUACACAUGCCAUCUGCUCUGUUUCCAGAGCUAUUCUGUUGCUGAAGUGUCGCGAUUUUUCCUCGCACAAGCCUCAGAAGAUGUAUAGCGUCACACUUUAUCCAAAUGGAUCGUACUCAAAGGUGAUGGAUGAUAUAAAAUGGCGAAAAGGGUUCUACAGACGGUAUGGAAAGUCGAUACAAAUAGCACUGAACUACAAAGACAGUUUGAACAAUGCCACAUUGAAAUACAAAGAUCUGAAAAUCAGCAGUCUAAAAUCUUUAGAAAUUUCAUUUAUAGCGAUGAAUAUUUUUUUCCGCUCUUUGACAGCGGGAGUAUAUAUGUACCUUCCCCAGUUGCGUAAUUUGCCUGGAAAGAUAUUCUUGUCCUUUCAGAUCACGGGUAUAAUUCAGAUCCUUUGUUCUGAUAUCGUGUAUCGUAUGUCAGGUGUCCUCGACUUAUCUACAGCGGUGCUGAUUGAUACCGCCCUUACACUUCUCAGCUGUAUCUGGCUGAACUCGUUCUGUUACCAAAUGUACGCAUGUGUCCGUCAUCUCAAGCUUCCUGACGGCCUACUACCCGAUGAAGCAAGAAAUCUAUUCCGUCGUCAGGUGCUGAUUGCCUUAAUACCCUGGGGUAUAAUAUGCACAGCAACCAUUGCUUUGGAAAAGACGAGCAAAUAUCACCUGCUCUACAGUCGCAUACUAUUCCUCAUUGGGAUUUUAGUGUCAGUAUCUUUCAAUUUGGUUUGUCUUGGAUUGGUGGGGUACAUGUUUCUACACACUAGAAGAUCUAUGACUCAUCUCAGAAUUUACAGCAACGAUAAAUUUGGCUCAAAGAAAGAAAUUCUUUUUACGUCAGUUAAGAGUGUCUUCUUAAGCGGGCUAGGUGUCAUUGUUAGAAUUGGGUUUCACCAAGCACAAGGUUUAGCACAGUUUGUUUACUAUUUACAUAUAUCUACGAUGGUGCAGGGACCACUGUUGUUCGUUCUUUUCAUCUGUAAUGGAACAACAUUCCCUACACUAAAGACCAGGAUACUAGCAUGUCUCAACCCAGACGUAAUCAUUCCAGGGGAAGAGCUGUGUUCAGCAGCUGAGAGAAACCUGGCAAGGAGAAACAAUGAACAACCCGUGGUUGCACAAACCUCGUUGUAAUUCUCUUGAGUAUUUUUCUCACAAGAUUGUAUUCACUGUAGGCCAUUCUAAAGCAUGUGAUCAGCUACAGAGACAGAGUCUACCAGAUGACACAAAAUUAACUGCGACCUAUUUCACAAAACCAGUGUCCCAGUUUUAUAAAUUAUUCUUUAUUUACAAUCACGUGCUUAUUUGCACAUUGUAGCAUAAAAAAGUCUAAUAAUUAAUUAUAGGUAUGGAACGUAGUCUAAAGUGAACGAAAACAUGUUAAAGGACUGCGCUACACAGGACUCGACCAAAGUGCUUUUGUGAGAGGGAAUGUUGACUUGUUGUGUUAGAGAUACGUGAAGGUACUGUAGAGGAGGUUAAAAAGUAAAGUGCAGCGUGUGGUAGUCUUAAACAAGGAAGAUCAUAAUUUUUAUAAAGCGAUGUGUACAGACAGUAUUGUGGUGCUAAAGACAAGUGUCACAGGUUAAACAGAAAGGACACACGUUUUUCCAAAUGUACAGCAGCAUAGAAUGUACUGUUUAGUGUGACAGUUAGUUACAUGUUCCAGAGACCAAUAUCGCCUCAACCGUUAUGAUGUGGAACGUGUGAUGUGCAUAAGAAAUAGACACAUGAAUCAAGUUUUCUUUUAAGCUUAAAAUUUUUAUUACCUACGUCAUUUCCUUAACUGGCACAAAAUGCAUAUAUUAUACCUAUAGAUUUAUUUAUUCCUAUUUAAGGAUUCAUCUAUGGUAUAGGAGGAGUUGUCAAUUAGAUAUGAGUUCAAUUUAUUUUUGUAACUAUUACUGCUGUGUGUCAAACAUUUUAUUUCAUCUCGUAAUUUGUCGAAAAGUUUUACAGUAGCAUAUUUUACUCCUUUUUGUGACAAAGAUAGGUUAAGUAGAGAACAGUGUAAGUCUUCCUUACUUCUGGCAUUAUAAGCAGAAAUGUCACUUUGUUUUUAAACUGGUCCAUGUUGUUCAGAACAAAUUUCGUUACUGAGUAAACGUACUGUGGGACUGUUCUAAGUAUUACUAACCUUUUAAACAGAUACCUACAACAUUCGCGACUAUGGGCCCCACACAUCAUUCUACCACUUCAUUUUGAGCAGUGAGUACUCUUUGCCUAAGUGUUGAGUUGCCCCAAAUUGUUGUUCCACAUGACAUCAGAGAGCGAAGGUAUGCGAAGUAUAUUAGCUUACUAAUCUCUGUAUCCCGAAAAUUGACAAUUAUUCUGACUGCAAAAGUUGCUGAACCUAGUCGCUUUAGGAGAUCAAAAAUAUGAAUUUUCCACUGAAGAUUCUCAUACAUUUUGAAACUAUGUCUUUACAUAUUUUUAUCAUUUGAACACUGGCCUACAGAAUUUUCCCUGACACAGACAACUCCAACUUAACCUAUUCAUUUAUUACCUACGAUAUACAAGCGCAACGCAAUCUGACUGCUAUACAGUGACUACAUGACUUCCAAUAAUUAACACAAAAGAAUGGGCCUGGAUUAUAAGAUAUCCUAACAGUAACAAAAAUCCAAAAAAAUAUGAAAUUAAAGAAAUAUAAAACUUCGUCCAACUCUGUUAAUUUGCCUGAACAAAUUUCAAUCACCAAACCCCUUUUUCUAUGUAAGUCACUUAUCUCACAGAAAAUCUUCAUAAUACGAACUACAGCAAUUACAGCAAGGAGCAGCUACAGCUAGUUAAAUAAAAAGAUUCUAACUACUAUAGACUAACUACUAGGAGGCAUAUGGUUAGCGAAAGAAAGAUUUUGUUGUAGAGCAAACAAUGUAUUUAGGAAAUUUUGCUAUAUUCAUGUGACAUCCAGUUCUAAAAUAUAUAUAGUUGUCAAUAACUCCACUGCCCAAAUACUAUCAACAACAUCCAUCGUUCUACAUUUUCUUGCUUCUCACUUUACAAUGCAUGUCCUAUCAACGAAGAGUCUCCACUAAGAAACAAAACAUCUCCAUACACUUCUCAAAUACUCACUAACCGCUAGUCCGCCCAACCACAGAAUCUCUCGCAGAGGACACAGAGCGCUGUCAGCGAUAUUAAAACAGUCUAUAGUGCUGCCAACAUACAAACAGGCUACUUACAAUAUGUUCACCCAAAAACUUAGUAUGCUCUACCCCUGCUACUGACUUCUGUUGAUGUUUUAUAUUUAUUGAAGGAACUGUACUCCUUGAAGCAGAACAUUGGAUGUACUAUGUGUUUUUUUCAAAGUUCAGAGCAAGUCCAUUCGCAGAAGAUCAAUCAAUAACUUUUCCAAAGACAUUAUUUGUAUCAUUAAUGGGGUUUCUUUUACUGGGUUAUUAAUGAUACUAAACAAUGUCAGUUUAGCUUCUUGUUUCAGAUAAGAAGGGACGUCGUUCAGAUAUAUCAAGAACAGAAUGGGGCCCAUGAUCGAGCCCUGUGGAACAUCUAAUGUAAUUUCCCCCCAGCUAGAUGAAGUGGCAAGCGGUUAAACCAUAUAAAGAAUCUUUUUGCUUCCUGUUCUGUAGAUAUGACAAAAAGGACUCACAUGCUGUUCUGUUUAUACCACAAAAUUGUAAUUUCUGUAAUAUAAUGUCGUGGUUCACACAAUCAAAUGGUUUGGUUAUUCAUCUGUAGAUCUCUUUUUACAAGUAUAUAGGAUAUGUCACAGUACUUACAAGUUUAAACCAAUUUAAAAUAAGCUAAUUAGUAUAUACAUACAUUAACAGAGUUCUAGUUAGAGACAAUCAUUAUAUUUACUCCUGGUAUAUAAUACUUGCAAAUAACUUAUUAAAUAGUGUAAUGCCACACUGUUCGCUCAUAUCUCACUAUCAGUCACUGCACACACUAUACACACACUGUUUCAUAGCACUUCACUCACUACACACACAAAAACACACACGCUGGUGAUCUCUGGACCAUUUUUUGUACCGCAACUUCCCAUUUUCUAUCCUGGAAAACUGAGUCAGCAUACCUCUAUAAUGAGACGUUGAGCUCAGAAAGAGGAAGAUGCGUUAGUAUUGUGCUAAGCAUUGCUUGGAGGUAAGUUUUUCUAGAAAAGGAAAAAAGAAGGAAAAAACAUAAUCUGAAUGUGUUAUGUGGAAUGUUGGAUGUUUUUUAAUCAUUAUUAUUAUUUAAUUGUGUAACUUUUUUUGCUAAACCCCGGCUCUGUUUUAUCCAAGUAAUCCUUCAAUGUAUACAGUGUGCUGCAUAACUGGUACUUUUUGGUUUCCAUUUUAAAUAAGUAUAUUUUUUCGAAUUCUUUAAUCUGUUUUGGUGAUUUAUUGUAAAGUUUUAUUCCUAGGUAGAAAAUGCUUUUUUGAGUUUUAUGUUUAUAUUUUCUUGGUUCCAUGAACAUGGACAGAGCUAUUUGUGCAGUAAUUACCAAAGUUAUUCCUUAUGUGUACAAGUGACUGAUAAAUAUAUUCACAUGGAGUAGUUUAAAUCCACAGUGUUUUGAACAGACCUUAAUAGUUAGCUCGAGAUAUACUUUUGGUUAUUAUUCAUAUGGCUCUUUCCUGGAGUUUGGAAAUUGUGUUCAUAUUUUGUGCAUUUGUUUCCCAAAAAAGAAUGCCAUAGCUAAGCUGCACAUUGUUUUAAUAUAUUGUUAGUGUUGUCAUCUACUGCAUCAGAGCGUUUAUUUUUCAAAUAUAUGUUGUCAAUAAAAGACUGGCCAUUUGUUCAAAUAUAAAAUGAG